Molecule: messenger RNA, 1976 nt
Organism: Aplysia californica (California sea hare)
Lineage: Eukaryota; Metazoa; Mollusca; Gastropoda; Aplysiida; Aplysiidae
Product: legumain
Exons: 3
Coding region: 311-1693 (460 amino acids)
Biological process (GO): vacuolar protein processing
Molecular function (GO): cysteine-type endopeptidase activity
Source: RefSeq, a predicted model, not a curated record
UGCCCGAGCACACCACAGAUCUAGGCAUAGUUAGCUGUAGUCUAACCUCAAAAGACGGACCUGGGAGUUUGGUGAAUGAGGUCGUUAAAGUUAAAGUUGUCUAAACUUCCUUUGUUUCGCUUCUGUUUUGCAAUUCAUUUGCUUUUCACUUACUUGAAGUAAGAUCUUUGUCUCCAGCAGUGUCUCCUCGGUAUUUGUAGUGAGGUGGUUAGGCUCUUCGCCGUCGAAGUCUAAAAUUUAGCCAGAAAGAAGCAAACGGUAUCAUUAUAAUAUUGCGGAAGAGUGAUCAACUGGACACAAGUCAGAGAAGAUGGCGUUACGUCACGGAGCCCUCUCUCUAGUCCUGCUGGCCGUGGUCCUUGUGGUCAGGGUGGAGUCCGGCAAGAACUGGGCGCUGAUAGUCGCCGGAUCCAAAGAUUACUACAACUACUUCUCUCAGGCUGUCUCGUGCCACGCCUACCACACAAUGCGAAACAACAGCAUCCCCCCAGAGAACAUCGUCCACAUGGCUUAUGAUGACUUAGCUCACGACCCCGAGAAUCCCGUCCAAGGAAACAUCGUCAACGUCCCUGAAGGGCCGAACCUUUACCCUGGAUGUAAAAUGGACUACCGAAAGAAAGAAGUGACACCGGAAGUCUUCCUCAAAGUUCUCACAGGAGACAAGGAGGGCGUGAAGAAGCUGAUUGGUCGAGAGGGUAAGGUGGUAGACAGCGGUCCUGACGAUCACGUGUUCGUUACAAUGGUUGAUCACGGAGGUCCAGGAGUCUUCUACUUCCCAGAUUUUGUUGAGCUGCACAACACUGACCUCAACAACGCCCUCAAGCAGAUGCACAGAGAGAAUAGGUACAAGGAGAUGGUGCUUUAUGUGGAUUCCUGCAACUCGGGGAGUAUGUUUGAGGGCAUACUCCCGAAAAACAUCAAUAUCUACUCUACCACCUGCGCCAAUACCCACGAGUCAGGAUAUAUGUGCUGCUGGGAUGAAUUCCGCCUCUCUUUCGUUGGAACUCAAUAUGGCAACGCGUGGGUGUACGACACAGACAAGGCAAAUCUCCACAAGAAAACACUCUACCAGCAGUAUGAAGUGAUGAAAAAAGCUUGCAAUGUCUCUGGAUCAGUGAGUCAUCCCCAGCAGUACGGAAAUCUUAGCAUGAACAGCCAAGUCCUCGCUCAAUACCAGUCGAAGGCGGAGGGAUACCAACCCGGUGUCUGUCUCAAUACACUGGAAGCCGAUAAUACUCUGGGGUCAAAGUUCACCUUUGCUGGCAUUGACCUCAAUAACCCCGCCAUCGACAUGGUUCCGAUCGCCACCGUGGCUCGUCGCCUCAUCGAGUCACGUGACCUCAGUGGUGAGAAGCGAGAAGAGCUCAAGGCCGAAUUACGUCACAUGAUGCUGGUUAAGGAAAAAGCCGAGUCAUUGACUAAAGACUUGGUCAAGGCAGCCAUGUCCAGCCCCAGAGGUCUGACGGAAAUCGACAUACUGACCGGCAAAGAGCGAGUAUUUAACUCUGAGUGUUACAAGGCCGCCCUGGGCCUCUUCUCUGCCCGAUGUCCCGGCAUCAACAUGGGGAGGUACCCAUUCGCCAGGAGAAAUCUACAGGCCUUUAUCAACCUCUGCAACCACCAGCGCCAGACUGACGUCAUGAACGCCAUCAUGGAGGUCACGGAGAAAUACGGAAUUUGCCGAGCUCUCUAGACCCGUGGGAUCGAGUCGUCCCUAGUUUCCGACGGUCUCCCCUUCCACUGAUUUCUACUUCUUUACCUGUGUCUUAUUGCUAUUAUUUUUUAGUUUGAUGUUUUAAUGUUUUUGUUGUUGUUGUUGUUGUUGUUGUUGUUGUUGUUGUUGUUGUUGUUGUUUAAUACCUUUUUCUCUUUAUCAAAACAGUUUUAAGAAACGAGAUAAUAUCUUAGUCUACAAUCUUUCGGUCCAUUUCCAAGGCUGCAUUUGACUCAUAGAUCUCAAUCUAAUUAUUUUGAAA